This is a messenger RNA of Anoplopoma fimbria (sablefish), 3233 nucleotides long. RefSeq names its product bromodomain-containing protein 3-like. Gene Ontology annotation, cellular component: chromatin; nucleus. Lineage: Eukaryota; Metazoa; Chordata; Actinopteri; Perciformes; Anoplopomatidae. The record is from RefSeq and is a predicted model, not a curated record. Gene Ontology annotation, biological process: regulation of DNA-templated transcription; chromatin remodeling.
CCCGUCCAGCAGGGGGCGCUGUGCUCCGCUGCGUUCAGUCCGCAGAGAGAGAGAGAGAGAGCACGUCCCUGCGUCAGAUCACUUUGUCCGGUAUGAAAACUAUGAAUGAAGUGGGCUGGCGUUCCCUUGCACCCUUUGAUGAGCUGACGGAUGAAAGCUACGGAAUUCACAGAAGAUAACACAAACAGAGGUUGUGCUUACCUGUCGGGAGACCAGACCCAGCCACCUGCCAUCGUCGUCAUGUCAGCAGACGCACAGCCGCACAGUCCGCGGUUUGUGAAUCCUCCUCCUCCUGAGGUCAAAAACCCAAACAGGCCAGGCCGGAAGACCAACCAGCUGCAGUACAUGCACAAUGUAGUGGUCAAAUCCCUGUGGCGGCACCAGUUCGCUUGGCCUUUUCACCAGCCGGUUGAUGCAGUCGCUCUUGGGCUACAAGAUUAUCAUACGAUCAUAACAACUCCCAUGGACCUGGGAACCAUCAAGAAACGACUGGAGAACGACUACUAUUGGAGUGCGACUGAAUGUAUGCAGGACUUCAACACCAUGUUCACCAACUGCUACAUAUACAACAAGCCCACAGAUGACAUCGUGCUGAUGGCGCUCGCCGUGGAAAAGGUUUUCUUGCAAAAAGUUUCCCAGAUGCAGCAGAUGGAAGUGGAGAUUGUUCCUAACGCUGCCAAAGGGAAAGUCAAAAAAAAAAAAGCACCCCAGGUGUGCCCACGACUCAGCCGAGCCUCUUCGACACGCCCUCCAGCUCAUCCUCAGUGCCCAAACACCCUUCAGACAAAGCUACAAAAAAGAGGGCUGAAGCGGAAGGUGGACGUCACCGCUGAUUUCUCCACAGCAGCCAUAACCAGUAUGAGCGAUUUGUCAGGAUGCAAGAGGAGACGUGAAAGCGAAGGCCGAGGAAAGGAGUUGCCAGAACAAGAAACCAAAACGCUUGAUUAUUGCAAAGAUAUCCUGAAGGAAAUGAUGUCCAAGAAAUACCUGGCCUACGCCUGGCCUUUCUACAAGCCCGUCGACGCUGAAGCUCUGCAGCUCCACGAUUACCACCAAAUCAUCAAAUACCCCAUGGAUCUGAGCACUGUGAAAAAAAAGAUGGAUGGAGGAGAGUACCAGGAUGCACAAGGCUUCGCUGCAGACGUUAGGCUUAUUUUUUCCAAUUGCUACAAAUACAACCCUCCACAUCAUGAUGUUGUAGCUAAGGCUAAAAAACUCCAGGGUGUGUUCGAGAAGAGGUUCGCAAAGAUCCCAGACGAGCCAGUGGAGUUGCUAUCGCCAGCCAAGAGUGCAGGUUUUAGCGGGAUAAGCACCAACAGCUCCUACAGCUCAGACAAAUCAGACCAAGCAGACGAGUGGGCCAAACCCACCCAACCUGCUGAGGUUGAAGAACAGCUUAAAACUGUUCAUGAACAGCUCUCUGCAUAUUGUGAAAACCCUGUGCUUGCACCAAAGAAGAAACAAGAAAAGGACAAGAAAGAGAUCAGCAGGCAACAUCAAGGCAGUGCAAAUUACAACUCCAGGCAGCCGUGGUCGGGGAGCAAAGUUUGGGAUUCAGAUGAUGAAAAUCUGCAGAUGACGUACGACGAAAAGCAACAGCUGAGCCUUGACAUUAACCGGUUGCCUGGCAUCAAGCUGGGCCGCGUGGUGCACAUCAUUCAGAGACUAGAGCCCUCAAUGCAAAACACCAACCCAGACGAGAUCGAGAUUGACUUCGAGAUACUAAAGCCCUCCACUCUGCGUGAGCUGGAGCAGUACGUGAAGUCUUGUCUGUAUAAGAAGUUCAGGAAAUUUCAAAAGAAAGGCAGUCAUGCUUCGACUCAUCACGUCGGCUGCAGCACGUCUUCAGAUUCUGCCACCAGCACCACCAGUGACUCCAGUUCAGAAAACAGCGACUCAUAACGGCGGUGUUGUUGUUAUUUAUUUCUUUGUUUGUGACCAAAAGAGAGUUCUGCAAAACUCUUAAACAUGCAUAUUUUUCUAUUCGUCUUAUGUUCAAAUAUUUGGAAAGGGAAACUUCCCUGUAUUCAGCGUUUCAUUUUCUCACUCUUUCUCUGUAAAUCGCAAUAUCCGGCACUGGUGUUUCUUAUCAGACACUAUAAAUUCACUGGGGCACAUUUCAUAACAUUUGAGUUCCAAUAUCCUGUCUCUGUCAUUCAUUGUGCCCACACUGUUUAAUUACAGUACAGGCAUUUUUCAAACACAUUGAAAUGGAGUUAUUUUCUUCUCAACAUCCAUUUUUUGCACUAGCCAGCUCUCAAUAGCAGCUCUUAAAGUUGAGCGAAGCUUGUUUCUAUUGUAGCACAUUAUUAUAAACAAAGAUAUUAAGUCAAGUGGAGAACAAGAAACAAUCUAAAGCUCGCUGCACAGUUAUAAAGGCUGCAGUUUGAGACUGUGACACAGAUAUUCACCUUUGUCGUGGCAUUAUAGUAUACAUUUAGUGAUGUUCAUUAGAAAGUAUGGAGAGAGUGGGUAGAAGGAUUUUGGUUCUCGGUAAGCAAAGGUACACAGUUCCACACAUCGAUCACACUUGUAGUUGUCAGUUGUAGAAGAAAAAGCCGGUUGGUCAAAUGUGGAAAUGUAAAUGGGAACAUUUUACCAUUACAUAUCUUUUUUACUGUUUAGCACUUAAUGCACAUAACAAUUUUAUUUUUACAUUUAAAAUGUUUUGUUCUUUUUACUUCUUGACAUGUGCUUUGCAUUUCAGUCUCUUCAUAAGCAAACUUGACUUUCACCUUUUUGGGUGCCAUCCGUGAUUAUUGUUCCAAGCAGAGCAGUUUAAAAUAAACCACUGGGUGACCUUUGUAAAGGGCCAUACCAGUGUUUUACUGUAGUCCAUUUACUACAAAUUACUUUGACUGAAUAUUUUCAGCAUGAUGCAGUGCUUGAACUGUGUUUUCCCCUCCAGGCUUCUUAACUCUGUGGUAUGAAAGUCAACUUGCAGAGACUUGAGUUCAGUAAUCCAUCAAAGUGAGCCUCAUGUCCACGGUUAUUUAUGUCUCCUGCCAUUAUAUUUCAUGGCGAUGCACUGCUGACUUUUCAAACCUGCAAAAACAAUGUAACUUUGACAAAAUCUAUGGCUACCUAACUCAUGUUUCAAGUCUCACCAAUUAGAUUUGUAUACUUGAUUUGAACAAGUGUGAUGAGUUAAUAUUCCAUCUAUCUGCUAAGCUCUUCUGUUUCUAUUUUGUUAAUAAAAUAAAAAUAUAAAGGGAGCCUUGUGUUUGUUUAAU